Messenger RNA from Periconia digitata, 2669 nucleotides. The record is from the annotation of a GenBank genome assembly. NCBI's taxonomy places the organism in Eukaryota, Fungi, Ascomycota, Dothideomycetes, Pleosporales, Periconiaceae.
CCAAUUCAAAUGUUCCUUUCGUCCAUCCGUCUGGUCUUCUCGUCUUGCUUCCUAGACGCGCACCCAAGAACGAAUCCCACCAUCCAGGGUUCGACAGCCACCUGCAUAAUGCGCACGCGAUAUGGAAUCUUCUUCUCUGUCGACACUGCAUAACGUGCACGCGAUAUGGAAUCCUCCUUCUCUGUCGACAGCCGUCCUCCAUCCUCGGUCCGACAUCCAUACAUCCAUCACCUUGUAUGCAGAUCGAAUGACGUUGCUCGGCGGUGCCUGAUGCCGUCUUGCAUAUAAUCGGUGACAGUGUGAGGCCGCCCGCCAUGCUCACCAGGCAGAUGAGGCAUCUUGGAAUGUCCGGUUGCCUUUUGUCUGCAUCUGUGGCACUCUCUACGCGACGUACCGAAACUGUUUCAACCGUCUCCAUUUUAUCGAUGCUCUAACCUCCAACGAGGAACGCCACCGUCGAGCUAUCUCGUGCUACACGACAACACCAUGCUCACGCCGUAGCCUCAACCAUCGGCAGUCAGCUCUCUCUUACCCGGCCUAUGGCCAUUGGCCUCUAGUCGCGGCAGACCGGGUUGUUCUGGCAUAAGGUUUGAUUGUCUUGUAGCCUUUGCUCGCUUCAGCUUUCAACCCGGGUGGGCCCCUGCGAAACUAGCAAGCUCGCAUACCAUUCAAUCUCACAUCCACUCCGCGGUCCACUGUGGCCCCUGGCCCUUGAGCGAUACCAAACAUUGCUGUGCCUUAACACCACCCCCAAGUCUAAUAUAUCUCGCUAGUCCAUACCCUACGACCAUGCACUCGUCGAUGCUAUCUUCAUCUUCACCCACUUGUCCCUUGAUUCCACCGCACUGCUGAAGCCUACCUACUUACUCUCCGCAGUGCGUUGAGAUCGAGGUUGCCGCCAUGCAGUUCGCUUAUUGUUCGUUCUUGUUCUUGCUUCUCAGUCGCUUGGUCUGGGCCCAGGAGUCGAUUCUUGCCAAAGUCAGGACGCAGAUGCCUGCGUGUGCCCUACCUUGCCUUUCCAACGCCAUUGAGGACUCUCCCUGUCCACCUACAGAUGGCCUGUGUAUCUGUUCCAAUGCAAAGCUGUUGGCUGAUGCCGAGGCCUGUGUCUUGUCCGUCUGUACACUAAAAGAAGGCUUGCGGACGCAAAAUGUUACCCAAACAACAUGCCGUGGUCCCGUUCGAAAUCAAGUCAAGCAGCUCAGGGUCACUAAUAUCGUGCUGGGUGUGAUUUCAGCUGUUUGUGUCAUCCUUCGCAUUGUCUACAUGGCCGCCUUCUCCAUAGCCGAGCUGGGAUGGGAUGACUAUCUUAUUGUUCUUGCUCUCUUCGUGGGAAUUCCACAAACCAUCAUAACUGACCGAGGAACCACGGCCAACGGACUGGGCCGAGAUGUUUGGACAGUCCCUUUUGACGAAAUCACUGAAUUUGCGCGAUUUUUCUACAUCAUGGAAGUGCUUUAUUUCUUCAUUCUGAUGACAUUAAAGCUUGCCUUGUUGUUUUUCUUUUUGCGCAUUUUCCCUGCUCGCAAUACGAGAAAAAUCAUUUGGUCCACAAUCAUCUUCACCCUUCUUUGGGGCAUGGCAUGCGUCAUCGCGGCCAUCUUUCAGUGUUCUCCAAUCAGCUACAAUUGGGACCGAUGGGAUGGUGAGCAUGAAGGGACCUGCUUGAGCAUCAACGGUCUAGCUUGGUCAAACGCCGGUAUCAGCAUUUUCUUGGAUUUCUGGAUGCUAGCCCUUCCAUUAUACGAAGUCUAUCAUUUAAAGUUGUCCUGGAGGAAGAAGCUCAGCGUGGCUCUGAUGUUCAGUGUGGGAACUUUUGUCACGGUGAUGUCAGUUCUGCGUCUGCAGUCACUGAUUCAUUUCGGGAAAUCUUUGAACGUCACAUGGGAUCAAGCGGAUGCCAGCAACUGGUCAACCAUCGAAAUCAACGUCGGCAUAUUAUGCGCAUGCUUACCCUCGCUUCGAAAGAUCUUCAUACACGUAUUUCCAGGCCAGGCCUCUAUAGCUGCCACCAACACAUCUCAAUACAACGCCAAAUACGGUAGCGGUUACCCCGGCAAUCAAGAAAGCGGGAAACGCGGAAAUCGAUCAAAUAUUGUAGGCAGCGCUGGGAUAUCCAGAAUAGGUCGGGACAGAGAUGGGAUAUCAUAUACAAAGACGUUCGAGGUGAGACAUGGGGAUAAUGACGAGGAACAGCUGGUCAAAAUGGACAACCUGAGUGCCAAAGGAACAAAAACAAGGAGUAGCAACUCGAGUGAGACAAGUGCCAACGGCAUCAUAUUGCCUAUUCAUGGCCCGACAUCAAGAUAGUCAAUCAGAUCUGGAAUAAAUACCUAUUUUUCGCCACCAUUUCAUAUCUAUUGGCUACAUUUGCAGCUGUUCAGCGGAGACUUUAUGGGAAAUAGCUAGAAAACCUAGAAGUACUUUGACUUUAUUAACAUCUCAAUGCACAUGGUAUAACCAUGUCGUCCGGGCCUUCAACUUAUCCCCUUCAUCUUGUCAAAAUUACUAUGGUUUGUCUCUUGUACACUUGGAACCCAUCAAAACAGGAUCCGCGAUCAAGUGGAACAGUAGCGAAACAACCGUCGCAGAUUAAUUUCCAGGGAAAACGCCACAUUGAACUAUUUUUUUAUUCCGUCUCCAGUUGUCUCCGUCAGCGGCUGUAUCCG